CCAUCAUUCCAUCUGACAUGGUUAUAGCUGCUUUUCUGUUAAGUUGCACUCGGCAGAUCCGCGCACCGGACACCAGCAGCGCUGCGCCUGCGAUCCGCCGCACGUCCCCCGCCGUGCGGGUCCACCGUCCUCUCCGGCUGCUUCUGGUUCUUCUUACCUUUUCAUUUAGCGAAGCACCACGUUUCUCGCCUUUUAAAGACUAACUAUGGGCGCAUCUGAGCCAGUCGGGGGAAAGACAGAGAAUCUGGAGAGUGAGGGUUAGUGCGGACCAAUCCGUGCCUGCGCCUUUUUUCAACUGGGAGCGGAAAAAAAAAAUCGCCUCCAUCACACAGCCCACUUGCUGUAAUGUCUUAGUUUGUUAGGCGACUCGAACGACGUUUAGGAUGCAUGAGCACAGGACCUCUGGAAAAAUGGCUCACCAGGGAUAACACGGUGCCGCAGGAGCUUUUUAGGGCACCGGUCUGACUCUGUUUCGGGGACAAGCGCUCUUAGGUAAAUCACCAGUCGCCCAUCGCGGAGGCGCAGACAUUAAACUCCGCGAUCUGGGCGUAGGUCGGGUGGGGGGCAGCGCUUCUGUUGAGCCGGCGGACGGCGGGCGGACAUUAACGCGGCGUCCCGGCACUCUGUGCAUUAACGCGGCGUGGAGACUCCGCCGGGGGGAGCGGGAGGAGGUGCGCCGGCGCGCGGGGCUGUCUGCCCACAUUUGAUCCCAGCUGCUCUUCUCGGCCACCCGAUCGCUCUCACCGCAAAGACGUUUUCGCUCACAGCUUUAAUGCGGAAGGAGGCUGACAGCGCAGGCGGCGGUGGAAUGGCUCUGUCAACGGCUAUCCGGAGGGGAGAGAACGCACCGGCUCCCCGCCAGAGGCUCCUGGAGAUCCCCGCCGGAAUCUGACUGUCCCUCUUCGACGGCAUCCUUGGAAUUUUUUUUUAUAAAGGGCACCGGCGGAUUCAUAGGCAUUAUCUUGCCCCGGUCGGCGGCGUGUCUGGAGCGCAGGGGAGAGAGAUGGGAAGUGCGGCAUCGCGUCGGCAAAAUUUAGUGGGAAUUGCAAUCAAAGCGGAAUUGAAAUAUGGGGGAAUAUGACAAGUGAGAAGACAAGAAUCCCCGGACCCUUGGUACUCUGAGCAGGGCUGAUGUUCCUUCAUCAAGGUGUUUGAACCUGACUUACAAUGGAAAACCUGCUGAUCUAUCUGUUGGUUAUCAGCAUGGCAGUUAAAGCCCAGAUUUGUCCGAAGCGUUGCGUCUGUCAGAUAUUGUCCCCCAACCUUGCGACCCUCUGUGCCAAAAAAGGGCUACUCUUUGUCCCCCCAAACAUCGACCGGCACACUGUGGAGCUACGGCUGGCCGAUAACUUCGUCACUAGCGUGAAGCGAAAGGACUUUGCCAACAUGACCAGGCUUGUAGACCUUACCCUUUCCAGGAACACGAUAAGCUUCAUUACACCUCACGCUUUUACAGACCUGGAGAAUCUGCGCGCCUUGCACCUCAACAGCAACCGUCUGACACGGAUAUCCAACGAUACCUUCAGCGGCAUGUCCAAGCUGCACCACCUGAUCCUGAACAACAACCAGCUCACCAACAUCCACCUGGGGGCCUUCAAUGACCUGCUGGCUCUAGAGGAGCUGGACUUAUCCUACAACAAUCUGGAGACGGUACCGUGGGAGGCCAUUCAGAGGAUGAUCAGCUUGCACACUCUCAGUUUGGACCACAAUAUGAUUGACUUCAUCCCAGAGGGCACCUUCUCCCUCAUGCAGAAGCUCAACCGCCUGGAUGUGACCUCCAACAAACUCCAAAAGCUGCCACCAGACCCACUCUUCCAGAGAGCUCAGGUUCUGGCCACCGCAGGGAUUAUCAGCCCCACCUCCUUCGCGUUAAGCUUCGGGGGAAACCCUCUGCACUGCAACUGCGAGCUGCUCUGGCUGCGGCGACUUAGCCGAGACGAUGACCUAGAGACCUGCGCCACGCCCUCCCACCUGUCCGGACGCUACUUCUGGUCCAUCCCCGAAGAGGAGUUCCUCUGUGAGCCACCCCUCAUCACGAGGUAUUCCCACGAGAUGCGGGUACUUGAGGGCCAGCGAACCACCCUACGGUGUAAGGCCCGGGGUGACCCUGAGCCUAUCAUCCACUGGAUCUCACCAGAGGGAAAGUUGGUCUCCAACUCGACAAGGACUGUGGUGUACUCCAAUGGCACACUGGACAUCCUGAUCAGCACGGUCAAGGAUUCAGGCUCAUUCACCUGCAUCUCCUCCAACCCUGCUGGCGAGGCCCACCAGACCGUGGACCUCGUCAUUAUCAAGCUGCCUCACAUCACCAACAGCACCAAUAACAUCCAGGAGCCUGACCCUGGCUCCUCUGACAUCUCCACCUCUACCAAAGGCGGUGCCAACGGCAGCAACCACACAGCUGAGACCAAGACCAGCCCGGAUAAGCGGGUCGUCAUAGCCGAGGUGACAGCCUCUACGGCCCUCGUCAAGUUCAACUUCCAGAGGAAUAUUCCAGGUAUCCGGAUGUUCCAGAUCCAGUACAAUGGCACCUAUGAUGAUUCCCUCGUUUACAGGAUGAUCCCUCCUACCAGCAAGAACUUCCUGGUGAACAACCUGGCAGCAGGCACUCAGUAUGACCUGUGCGUGCUGGCCAUCUAUGACGACGUGGUAACAUCGCUGACAGCCACUCGGGUAGUGGGCUGCGUCCAGUUCACCACCGAGUCCGAGUAUCUCCGCUGCCACUUCAUGCAGUCGCAGUUCUUGGGCGGCACCAUGAUCAUCAUCAUCGGCGGCAUCAUCGUGGCCUCCGUGCUGGUCUUCAUCAUCAUACUUAUGAUUCGCUACAAGGUGUGCAACAACGGCGAGGCCGCCAAGGGCGCCAUGGUGACCAACGUGCACUCCCAGACCAACGGGUCCCAGGGAUGCUCCGCAACGCCCUCCUCGUCCAAGCAGGCCCUGGCCCAUGAGGAUGACGUGUGCCACAAGGGGGCGCCGGGGCCACCAGACACGCUGACGCAUUCCUUCGAGACUUCUCAGCCGGAAAGUGCCGCAGCCAGUCAAGGUAGGACGCCCGGACUGUCGGGGUCUUCGAUGCCGAAGCGCCAAGCUGCGGCGGAGUCCUUGACCGACGCCGAGCUGCAGAACACAAACCGGAAUAAUUCCACGGCUUUGCAGCAGUUGACGGCCCUGCCCGUGGCCCGCAUCAAGGACACGCCGGUCUUCAGAAGGGCGCACUCCAAGGGCUCUCCCAAGUACCUGACUCUGCCAGCAGAGGGAGCCCGGGCCAAACGCAGAUACUCCCUAAAUGAGGACUUGUCCAAAUAUCACUGCUACAUCGGCUCUCAGAAGUUGGGAGGCAUGUGGUACAAGCGGAGUCUGUCCAUGAACGGGAUGCUCAUUCCGCUGGAGGGGCAGGAUGUCGGGAAGGGUUUUUCCAGCUCCGAGUGGAUACUGGAAAGCACUGUGUGACUAUUCACUGCCUCCACUGGAUCUAUCCCCCAUUUUGUUUCCGUUCUGUCCCAGGGAGCUGCCAGGGAGACGGGGGCCUGCCUCAGUGUGGGCCAGGAUGUGGAUGAAUACCUUCAGCCUCCUGUGGAAAGCGGUCUCCCUGUGUAAUAGCGCGGAUGUCACACGGCGAUGCCAUCAUUUCACGACAAAAAAACCAAGCAAGAGAGGAAAUGGACCCAGUCGCUUGGACUACAGUAAGCUCAUUUGGUCAGUUUAGUCAAUCUGGUGCCUUCAUUUGGCACCUCCGGACAGCCAAGCCCUCUGCCGGGGGUGUGGGAUCUGGCAUAAUUACACACAAAGCGUUCUUACUGAGGAAAUGCCCUUUUCCUGCAUAUAUACAGACAAAGAAUCAAAAAACGUGAAAAAAAAACUCUAAGACUUGAUACUGGACCUCGUAUAAAAUUGAUAUUUUUUAAAGGAAAAUUCAAGCCUUCUUUUCAAUGACAUUGGAAUUGCCUUUUCUUUUAAGGCGGCGUAAAAAAAAAAAAAGCUGUACAGGAAGACAACAUCUGCUGUGUUGUUAUGUUGUGUAAAAUAAAACAU
This is a messenger RNA of Brienomyrus brachyistius, 4032 nucleotides long. RefSeq names its product leucine rich repeat and fibronectin type III domain containing 5a (gene lrfn5a). Bases 1168 to 3450 code for a protein of 760 amino acids. Gene Ontology annotation, molecular function: protein binding. NCBI's taxonomy places the organism in Eukaryota, Metazoa, Chordata, Actinopteri, Osteoglossiformes, Mormyridae. The record is from RefSeq and is a predicted model, not a curated record. The transcript is spliced from 3 exons.